GCGAGGCUGAACGCCUGACGUCAAGGCGACCCAGCCAAACCUCGCCCAGAGUCAGGCGUGGAACGAGCCGGAGCGGCGGCAGAGGAGGAAGAGGAGGAAGAGGAGGGAGGUGACGGCGGCAGCAGCGGUAGCGAUAGAGGCGGCAGCAACGACAACGACAGCGACAGUAGCCCGGCGACCCACCCGCCUUGGCGGUUGGAGAGCGGAGACGGAGACGCCGAGAGAGAGCCCGGCUCUGCGGAGGGGGUCCUCCGGGGGACUCGGUGGCAGCGCCCUGAAUACUGAAGUGUGUUGACUACAACCUUCCACCAUGCGUGAAUACAAGCUAGUUGUUCUUGGUUCGGGAGGUGUUGGGAAGUCUGCUUUGACUGUACAGUUUGUUCAAGGAAUAUUUGUUGAAAAAUAUGAUCCUACGAUAGAAGAUUCAUAUAGAAAGCAAGUUGAAGUAGAUGCUCAACAAUGCAUGCUUGAAAUCUUGGACACUGCAGGAACGGAACAAUUUACAGCAAUGAGAGAUUUAUACAUGAAAAAUGGACAAGGCUUUGCAUUGGUCUACUCCAUCACAGCACAGUCCACAUUUAAUGAUUUACAAGAUCUUCGAGAACAGAUACUUCGAGUUAAAGAUACUGAUGAUGUGCCAAUGAUUCUUGUUGGUAAUAAGUGUGACUUGGAAGAUGAAAGAGUUGUAGGUAAAGAGCAAGGACAGAACCUAGCAAGACAAUGGAACAACUGUGCAUUCUUAGAAUCUUCCGCUAAAUCAAAGAUAAACGUUAAUGAGAUCUUUUAUGACCUAGUACGGCAAAUUAACAGAAAAACUCCAGUGCCUGGGAAGGCACGUAAAAAGUCGUCAUGUCAAUUGCUUUAAUAUACAGAUGCAUUGUAGCUCUGAGCCAGGUCUGAAGAACUGUUGCCCAAUUCAACAGUGCCAGCAGCAUUCCAACUUUAAUUAAACCUACCAACAUCUUAAACGGACUUUCCUGUGGUGGUACCCUUUAAGAAGUGGAUGAAAGCUACUAUUAUCAGUUUGCACAUUCUAAUCACUUUGCAGUGUCACAAGAGAUUUUUACUUAUAGUAGUCUGAGUAUGCAACUGGUAAAACCAGAGGCUACAUCCAGUAUUAUUGCUAAGAGACAUUGUUCAUCCACCAAUGUUGUACAUUAUGAAAAUGUUGUACUGUAUACUUUAACAUGCCCCAUGCUUUUUAUUGGAGAGUACAAUAAUGUAAAUUCUAAAAGCACCACUAUUUUAGCAUAAUAAAAGAAAGUCCAAAGAGCUCCUAUAUAGACUACUCCAGAUAACUUUGCUUCUUUGAUAUUUGUAGCUUAUUGUAAUUUUUUUUUUAAAGAAAUACAAGGUCAUCAUCAUUGUACAAAAGCGCUUUGAUUAACACAGCUAUAUAGUUUUUUUAAUUUUUUGAAAAACCUGUGGAGACAGUGAUCUUGUCUUUAAAAAUAAGAUAGUCCUCUCAGUAUAAUGUCUUAGAUAAAAGACGUUGCCUUUAAUAUCUGUUGGGAAGGAAAUGUCCAGACUUUUCAAUCUUUUAUUGUAUGUUUCCUUUUUGUUUACAUAGGGAACAAUGUUUAUAGUUGUGUGUACAGUGGGGGUCUACAACAAGAAGUGUAUAUUUUCAGAUAAUUUUUUAAUGAUUUAACAAUUUUGUAAAUCAUUUCCAGGCUUCUGCAGCUGUAGAUUCUCACUGUGAAUCCCUUGCUUGCUCAUGCAUAAGUGUAUUUGCAAUACCAAAUAUGCAGGUUUAGUACUUUUGCCUGUUAGUGAUUGUUUCACAUGUGUAACGUUUUGGUUGAGAUGUUAAAUGGUGGAAGAGUACUGUGGAUGUGAAUGUGGGAAGUAAUUUUAAUCAUGUGUAAUUGGUCACAGGGCCUAAGUUGCAGUAACUAACUUUUUGCUGAUUUAUUUAACAAUGCCUUGUUGCUUUGUAUGCAUUUAACGUUUGGGUGUAAAGAUCGUGUGUAUAUCCAACAGGGAGCCACAGUAUUUAAAUUGACCAACCUAAUGUUACAACUACUUUGAGGUGGCCAAAUGUAAACUAAAAGCCUUAAUUAAAGUGGUGCAAUUUUGUAUAACUUAGCAUCAGUAGUUCAAUAAAUUUGGAUUGCCAUGCAAGGGCUUGCAUUAUAAUUAUCUGCCACUUGAAUGUUUUGUGUAAUGUUUUAACAGUGCUAGUAAAUAAAUAUGGGUUUAACUUUUUUAAAUGUAA
This is a messenger RNA of Antechinus flavipes (yellow-footed antechinus), 2218 nucleotides long. RefSeq names its product RAP1B, member of RAS oncogene family (gene RAP1B). Gene Ontology annotation, biological process: negative regulation of synaptic vesicle exocytosis; cellular response to cAMP; Rap protein signal transduction. The record is from RefSeq and is a predicted model, not a curated record. The coding region runs from base 311 to 865 and encodes 184 amino acids. Lineage: Eukaryota; Metazoa; Chordata; Mammalia; Dasyuromorphia; Dasyuridae. The transcript has 8 exons. Gene Ontology annotation, molecular function: GDP binding; GTP binding; GTPase activity. Gene Ontology annotation, cellular component: plasma membrane.